Molecule: messenger RNA, 3531 nt
Organism: Vitis riparia (riverbank grape)
Lineage: Eukaryota; Viridiplantae; Streptophyta; Magnoliopsida; Vitales; Vitaceae
Product: dentin sialophosphoprotein-like
Exons: 6
Coding region: 300-3167 (955 amino acids)
Source: RefSeq, a predicted model, not a curated record
CAUUUAAUGCUUCAACUUCGCGAGCUCUCUCUUUCACUCUUUCAGAGGCUUUCACUUCUCUCUCUGCCCCAAAAUCUCUAUUUUCAGUCUGUCAAAUCUAUGCAAUUUCUUCUAUUUCAUAGAGAUCCUAGCUCUCAGCUUUACUUUGCAGCCAGAUGAAGGAUAAGAAGGAUAAAGUGGAGGCUGAUUUCAACGGUCAUCCUGCAGAUGGAUUUUGCUAAAUGGGACUGUGUUUAUCUUCUCCAUUGUGUCUUUUAGUCAUUGAAUGUUGAAGUGCCCUUGAUUUCUUGUCUGUGAAAAUGAGGGCUGAGAAACAAGGUUCAAAAAGUGGAGGUUAUGUUGGUGGUUUUUUUCAGCUGUUCGACUGGAAUGCCAAAUCAAGAAAGAAGUUGUUCUCUAAUAAGUCUGAUUUACCAGAGAGAUCCAAACAAGGAAAGAAAAGUGAUGGGAAUUUGCCAAUGACACGGUUUCGUCUGGUGACAGAUGAUGAUGAAGCUGGAGCAACACCAAGUUUCAAAGGAAGUAGUGAUUAUAGUUGUGGUUCAUCAGUAACUGAUGAGGAAGGGUACGGAACAAGGGCUCCCGGAGUUGUAGCCAGGCUAAUGGGAUUAGAUUCCCUGCCCCCAUCCAAUAUUUCAGAGCCAUACUCUUCCCCAUUCUUUGACUCCCAAUCUCUCCGAGAUGUUCAUUACAACAGGAAAAACUUUGAUUUUCAUCAUGAUCAUCAAAUCAUGCAUUCUGGCAAUCUGCUCAACAGGGUGGAUGGCCCAUCUAGAAGUGCCAUGGAUUUAAAGCCUCCAAAGACACUAAGCAGACCAAUUGAGAAGUUCCAAACUGAAAUUCUGCCUCCUAAGUCAGCUAAAUCAAUUCCAAGCACGCAUCAUAAGCUUUUAUCUCCUAUUAAGAGUCCUGGCUUCAUUCCAACUAAGAAUGCAGCUCAUAUAAUGGAAGCAGCUGCUAAAAUUAUUGAGCCAGGACCUCAAGCCACUACUAAGGCCAAAAUGCCCCUUGUAGGUUCUCCUUUGGUGCCCUUGAAAGUUCGAGAUCUGAAAGAGAGAAUGGAAGCUGCUCAGAAAAUGCCUCUGGUUGGGUCUUCUUCAGUACCUUCGAAAGUGAAAAAUCUAAAAGAGAAAGCGGAUGCUGCUCAGAAACUAUCAAGGCGUGCUGAAACUUCUCGAAGACCAGUUGAGUCUAGUGCUGCUAAGUAUCUCAAAGGUCAGUCUUUGAACAAGAGCUGGAAUGGAUCAGAAGAGACAACAUCAUUCAGGGGUUCUUCUGAUACAGAAGAAAGUUCUGCUGGUUUAAAGAAUAAAGGAAAAUCCAUUUCCCUUGCAAUCCAAGCAAAGGUCAAUGUUCAGAGGAGAGAAGGUCUAAAUCCAAGUACCAAUAGAAGUUCAGUAGGUCUGAGAGAACAGAAUGAGGUUAAGUCAAGCCAGCCAUUCAAGAGCCAAUCAAAUACCCAAAAAGGUGUGCAUAAGAAACCUUCUACACCUAAUGCUCCAGGUGUGCUCAGACAGAAUAAUCAGAAACAAAAUUGCAUGGUGGAUAAAGACAAGUUACCAUCAAAGUCCUUUGUUUCUACCUCACAAAGCAGGAAACCCUUGUCUGGGGAAUCCUCUUUGGGGCGUCACAAAACCUCAAGUAAAGUUUCUGGGAACUCCAAAGCUGGAUCCAGGAAGUUGGGCUUAGAGCCAACUGAUAGUGAAAAGGAAGUCUCAUAUUCAAGUACAAAGAAUUUCCCUCGGAAGAAGCGAUCUAUAAAUGGGGAUUUUAAUCUUGAGAACAAUUGGGUUGCUGAUAAUUUCUUGAUUGACAAAAAUGAGAAAGCAUUUCAGUCUAAUACAGUGAAAGAAAGGCACUUUAGUUGGGCAGAAGAUAGCAGAAAGAAAGGCAUGGAUGUUGUUUCUUUUACAUUCACAGCUCCACUGACACGAUCUAUCCCUGGUUCUGAGUCCCCUAGCCAGGCGGCAAUGAAUAGUAAUGGUCUUUCAACAGAUUAUCGAGGUAAAAAAGUGCUGCUUGAACCAGAUGCUAAAAACUUAUCUUCACUUGGAAUUAAUGUGAUAGGCGGUGAUGCUUUGAGUAUGCUUUUGGACCAAAAACUAAGGGAAUUGACCUAUGGGGUUGAUUCUUCCCGGCGUGAAUCUUUCAAAGUAGGGUCAACUGCUAGUUCUUCUAUUCUUCAAGAUCUGGCACCUACUCUUAAUGCACUAAGCACCACACAUAGGUUGCAUGACAAGAGGGACCAACCUUGGCUUCAGAAAGAUAAAAUGGAUAGCCUAUAUGACUCUGACUUCUCUUUUACUGCUCCUUCGGCAUUUGACAUAAAGCAUAAACUUCAGGGAGAGAAUGAGAUGGAUGAGUGCAGCAGCAGCAGCAAUGCUGAAGCCAGAAACUUGCUUGAUUGUCGACAUCCUAGUCCAGUUUCUAUUCUUGAACCUUCUUUUUCAACUGAAAGUUGCAACUCUUCAGACAGCACAGACAGUAAUAGCAUAGAAGGAAGCAAGCACUUCUCAUCUGUUCUAGCCCAGGAAUUGAUUAGUUUGAGCUUUUCAAAGAAGUUCAAUUCAAUGGAAGCCGAUGCAGAGCUAUCAGAUUCAGCUUCUUCCACAUCUACUGCAACUGUGGCUACAAAGCAUGUGGUAGCAUUAACUGCAACAUGUUUGGUGAGAUCUACCAAGUGGGAACUAGAAUAUGUGAAGGAGAUACUCUGUAACAUUGAAUUGAUGUUCAAGGAUUUUGCAUUGGGUCGUGCCCGUGAGAUCAUAAAUCCUCAUCUUUUCCAUCAAUUGGAGAAUCGAAAAGGAGGCUUGGAAAUUGAUGGAGAUGAGUCUAGGCUAAAUAGGAAGGUGUUAUUUGAUUGUGUGAGCGAAUGCUUAGACUUAAGAUGUAGGCGGUAUGUUGGUGGGGGAUGCAAAACAUGGGCAAAAGGGGUGACAAUGGUGAGAAGAAAGGAGUGGUUAUCAGAGGAAGUGUACAAGGAGAUCUCAGGAUGGAGAAGCAUGGGGGACUGUAUGGUGGAUGAGCUUGUAGACAAGGACAUGAGCAGCCAGUAUGGAAGAUGGCUUGACUUUGAAGUCGAAACAUUUGAACUUGGAGUGGAGAUUGAGAGCCUGCUAUUUACUUCUUUGGUUGAUGAAAUUGUUGCUGAUAUCUUGCUAUUUUAGUGCCCUGGCUUGUUGAUUAUCUCUGCAAUUUUUUCUCUCGAGAACCUUGCAUGGUGGAUGAUGAGCUUGUAAGCAACGACAUGUGCAGCCAGUACAGGAGAUGGCUCGAGUCUGAAGCUGAAGGCAUUCUAGCUUCGAGUAGAGAUCAAGGGUCAGAUGUUUAAUUCUUUGCUUAAUGAAGUUCUUUGCUGACACCUUGCUAUUUUAUUCCUUAGUGUAAUCUCCACCAUUUUUUAUCCUCAAGAACCUUCUAUUCUUGUAUUUUCAAUCUUAUUCUUCAAAUUACUACUUUAUUAAGCCUCUGUGAUCCAUGCCAUCAACAUUCUGCCAUAACAAAAUUUCAGGAAAGUGAUCUCUUUACUUC